AUGAAAGAUGGUAAGUUACUGUAGAGAGGUUCGAAAUGAUGGAAACCAGACAGGCUAACCUUUGACUUUCUUACAACUUCCAUGUCUUAUUUCAGUUCAGUCUCUUGCUUUCUGUGUUGUUGUCUCUCUCCUCAGAGGCUGUGUCUCGAGCAUCACCAGCUACAACUUGCAACCUCAUACUGGUGUAAUACAAGCGAGAAGUUCCUCCUUGGGUUUGGGGAUAUGGGGAGGGCUCCAUGCUGUGACAAGGCUAACGUGAAGAAGGGUCCUUGGUCACCUGAGGAGGACUCCAAGCUGAAGGAGUUCAUAGAGAAGCAUGGCACCGGUGGGAAUUGGAUCGCUCUCCCUCAUAAAGCAGGGCUGAAGAGAUGUGGGAAGAGUUGCAGACUUCGAUGGCUCAACUACCUGAGGCCCAACAUAAAACAUGGGGAGUUCUCAGAAGAAGAAGACAGAAUCAUCUGCAGCCUCUUCGCCACCAUUGGAAGCAGGUGGUCUGUCAUCGCUUCCCAGCUCCCAGGCAGGACGGACAAUGACAUCAAGAACCACUGGAACACCAAGCUCAAGAAGAAACUCCUCGGAAUCGCUCCUUCCCAAAGGAAACCACGUCCACAGAAACAACACCAGCCUUUCUUCCCUUCACCAUCCUCGCCACCACAAGCUGGCUUUUACACCGCUCCAAAACCCUUCCUCACUGAAGAAGAAGAAGGCUUUCCUGCAACCUCCCAUGACAUGUGGAAGUCCUUCCCCACCGCCGCGAUCUCUAGUGAUCUCUUGCAGGUUCCAUAUCAUCAGCAUCAUACGAUCACCUUCAGCUCACAUGAUGGCAGCUGCACUCGGUUCAGCGAUGUCAAAGAUGGACUAGAAGAUAUCUAUGGUGCUAUGGAAGGCAACAAACUGUUUCUUGAAGGAGGGUGUCAGGUAGAUAACAAUGGACCGGAAUACAACCAUGAGGAGAUCAAGCAGCUUCUGAUCUCUACCUUUGGGCACUGCAACAAUGGCAGCAUGAACAACAACCCUAUAGCCAAUACGUUUCUGACUGCAAACAUGAAAAGGUCAGAUCUUGAUGAUGAAUAUGUUUCCCUGUGAAUCCAUGCAUCAUUCACAAUACAACCAAUGUCUCAAAGCAUCAGGAAUCAAGACAACUGGAUUUUGUAUGUGGGCAUGGCAUUAAACUCCGUGCAACUUCCUGAUAUAAGAAAGGUUGAUGUCUGCUGAUCCAAAUCUGCAGUUGCUUGAGACAAAGGGCUGCUGAGGAUUAGUUUAAGGGUCACAUGGACAUAUAAGUCAGAAUCAGUAAUUAAGAGCUUGACAGAGUGCAACUAAGAUUAGAUUCUUGUUGGACUUUGUACUAUAUUGAGUUACUCAGUUGUAGAGCUUUUGAUGUUUUCCU
Messenger RNA from Musa acuminata subsp. malaccensis (wild Malaysian banana), 1390 nucleotides. Its product is annotated as transcription factor MYB15-like. NCBI's taxonomy places the organism in Eukaryota, Viridiplantae, Streptophyta, Magnoliopsida, Zingiberales, Musaceae. The record is from RefSeq and is a predicted model, not a curated record.